AUGUCCGGCAAAGGCGACGAUGAUUCGGGAAAUAGUGAUAAAGAUUGGGAAAUAUUCGACAUUCUCUGCGGCGAAAAGAACAUGCCAAAACAUCACACACCACACUCCCCGGUACACCAUCACCAUCAUCCACCACCGUCCUGCAAUGAUCACCUGGCACACUCGAUCGACCUGGCCACGACGCUCCGGAGCGAGCUGGCCGCUUCGACGUACAAGCGGGACCGUCUUAUGGCCGAGCUGUCCGACGUCAAGAGCUCGCUGUGUGCGAAGGAGAGCGAAUGCGAGUCGCUACGGGCCCAAAGUGCCCGCCAGACGUCACUCAUCAGUUCGCUGCAGCAGAGGUUGGCCGCGACCGAGCAGCGGGAGAAGGCACUCCACAGCCGGUCGGAAACGGUGGUCCAUACGCUGAACCGCGAUAAGAACCACCUGGAGGAGAAGAUUAAGGAGUUGGGCGGGAAGAUCCACCGGUUGCAGUGCGAGCUGACGAAGGAGGAAGGCUUGCGGGAUCAGGCACGCUGUCAGCUGCAGGAUCUCAUCCGGAGGCUGUGCCUGGUGCUCGGGAUCGAUGUGUGCGAUGGAACGCACCUCACGCCCGACUGUGUGCUCUCGAAGACGGGCGAAACGGUCUCGGAGGUGCAGCGGUUGCGGGCGAAGCUGGCCGGCACGUGCGAGAACCUGUCGUCGACGGAAUCGGAACUGAUCAGCACAAAGACGACCGCUUCGGCCGAGAAGACCCGGUUGCAUGCGCAGAUCGAGGGGUUGCAGUCGCUUUCGCAAGGAUUGGAGGGACGCUGCAGGCAAGCGGAACGGGAUCUGCAGGUGACCCGCGACCGUCUGGCAGAGUGUGAGGUUAACGGGGACAAACUGAGAGAGGAACUUCGAGGGUUUGAAUCACGAUGCUGUAGAAUACAGAACAGCUACGACCGACUGCAGACCGAGCGUUUGCAGUUCCUGCGCACGAUCGCCACGAUCGUCGGCGUGAACGAGCCGUGCGAGAAUAACAUAAGAGACAAAAUAAGGGACCUGACCAACCACAACCAGGCGUUACAUGACCAAGUCGCACAACUUCGUGAUCAACACCACCAGGAAGUCGCUAAACAUCGGGAGCAUCAGGAAAGCAGUGCCUGUCGGUUGAAGGGUGAAGAGCAGCACCGGAUGAACCUUGAGGACCGCCUCGAGAAGGCAUGCCACGAGCUGCAACAUUUCCGCGCUGAACAUACAACGCUCAGCGACUAUCUUCUCCGUUUGGCGCGGGCUCUCUGUUGGAGCGAAUGUACGGAACCGCCAGCCCCGGGAAGCGAUACGACGAUCCUGUCCGAAACGCUUCUCGAACGAGCGGAACGUUUAGCCACGCAUCAUGAGCAUCACCUGCAUGGAUCUUGCGAUAAGAGCUGUUGGGAGUCCAUCAAUCACCAUCACCAUCACGCACACACGCACAGCCAUUCGGCGAGCAAGCUGCGGCGCGAACGGUCCUGUACAGAUUUGCCUCUGAAGGAAAGCUCCACCCUGUACCAUAUGCAGCGUAAGGUGCGCGUCCUCAAGGAGCAGAUACAGCGACGCGAUCUGCAUCUGGAGCUGCUGCGGCGCAAGAUUGCACUGCUGGAGGAUAACGCUAGGGGGAAGGCCACGCUACAAACCGAACGGGAUGAGGCGAUGCAUAAGGCGCGUAAGAACUCCAAGCAAGCCGAACGCACCACCCAUCAGCUGGCCGAGGUGAAGUCCCAGCUGGCGGAGGUGAAGAUGCAGCUGAACGAGGCCUCCGAGUAUAAGAUCACAGCCCUCGAGCGUGCCCGCAAGUGCGACGAGCUGCAGUCGCGCCUUUGCGAGCUCGAGACGGAACGGGAACGGCUGGUGGGACAGCUGGCCGCCUACAAGUCUCGCGCACGGUCCGCCGUGGAGACGUCACACGAUCGUCGGGUGCGGGAUGAGCAUGCCAUGACGCAUCUUCGGGAUGAACUGUCACGCAUCAAAUCGCAGCUGGCAGACACCAACCACCGUUUAUCGCAGCUGCAAGUGUUCCGCUCGUCGGUCGCCAAACUGCUGCAUGUGUCCGACUGCUCGGACUCGGAGAUCCUGCAGAAGUUGCAGUCCGUGUGUAGCAACCACUCGCAUCACCAUCACCACCGGCAUUCCCACAGUGCGUCGAACCUUUCCCGGCGGUACGAUUCUUCCUCGCCACUGGCUGGCGAUCUGCACACGACGUUCCGGUACGACGACUUUACGGCGGGUGGUGGCGGUGGCGGGUCGCAGUCACUCGCCUGCCGACCGCUCAGCUCCAGCCCGGUGCACAAUCGCCGAUACAUCGACUCCGGGUUCAACGAUCACGACCACCACUACGAUGAUGAGUUUGAUUAUCACAAAAAAUACUAA
Anopheles coustani is the source of this 2370-nucleotide messenger RNA. RefSeq names its product coiled-coil domain-containing protein 170. The record is from RefSeq and is a predicted model, not a curated record. The transcript has 10 exons. Lineage: Eukaryota; Metazoa; Arthropoda; Insecta; Diptera; Culicidae. The coding region runs from base 1 to 2370 and encodes 789 amino acids.